This is a messenger RNA of Pseudomyrmex gracilis, 1074 nucleotides long. RefSeq lists its product as uncharacterized. The record is from RefSeq and is a predicted model, not a curated record. The transcript is spliced from 5 exons. Lineage: Eukaryota; Metazoa; Arthropoda; Insecta; Hymenoptera; Formicidae. Bases 179 to 862 code for a protein of 227 amino acids.
CAUCGAGAGCAAUCAUUAUUCUCAUUGUUCUCGACGAGUGAAUUUGUAUUUAGCAGUGUACAAAACCGUUUAUUACCAUCUUUAUUUGGAGAACUCAUCGCAUCUUAAAGCAGUGAUUACACACGCCAUCAUUGCAUUAGCUCGUGCAGGCGGUUGAACUGUCGAAAGUGGUCAAAAUAUGGAUAAACAAAAGAUAAAUUCUCUCAAACGCAAACAGGUUUUUGUAACCACUAGAGGCAAUUAUAAAUAUGGGCGAGUAAAACAAUUUCGCUUAAGUCAAAACCUAAGGCGUCCUGUAAGAAUUGUAACGAAACCGAAACGGUAUUUGACCACUUCGAGUGAGAACGACUCGCAAGUCAAUAAGUCAAAACAAAAAGCUAUAGAAAAAUCAGUAGAUCUUCAGAAAGAUAUCGAUGAGAUUCACAACACAUCAUUUGAAGAGCACGAUGAAAACGCAGCACCAAAUAUUGUAGGAUCUCAAAGAACCAUCGAAUCUCAAAACAGAGUUGCAGAAAUUGUUUUCGAACAACAAUCUCUCCAACAAAAUGAAAGUCAGAAUGACAGAUACAAGCAGCUACUUUCAACGCCUUUUACAUCUUUUACACUUGAUGAACAGCAACCAGAAAGCACUAAUCAAUCACAUUCUGCCUUAACGGAAAGAGUGUUUAAGAAUAAUGACUCAGCAGUUUUCAACCCGCUGUUGCAUUUUCGAACACUACAACAGUUGCCGCACUCAAGCGAAUCUGCCGAAAGACAUUCGGGAAUUACACAACUUACUUCUCCACAAACGUGCUCAGCAACAUGGGCUACUACUGAACUAAAAAUGUCUCCAAAGUGCAACAGCAAUAGCAUGCAAUAUUAGCAGCAGCAGCGUAAUAACUCUAAUGAGUUUUUAUUUAAUUAAAGAAAUUAUCAUUACAAAGCAAAUGCCGCACAACGUGAGCCUUCUGCUGAUUGGAAUGCAAUAAUUCGAGACUUGGACACUAUGAAGAAGAGACUCGAAGAUAUGCCGACAAAACAAGAUUUCAUGUAAGGUUUUCUUUUUGUAAGCCAUUCUUUGACUGUUUGAAAAUA